GAGGGGGAGGGAGAGGGAGGAAGAGAGGGAGACAGCCCGGCUCGGGUCGCACACGUUCACACGCUCAGGAGCAGAGGCGGAGAGAGGACCGCGCACAGAGCGAGAGCUCCGGAGAACCUUCAAGCGGCUCUUCCAUUGCAUGCAGCCCACACACACACACACACACGCCACCCACGCCGCGGAGCCCGCUCACGGAUCUAAAGAUGUGGACGGAAGUGGCAAAGCUGGUGCUCUUACAUGUGUUGCUCGUGGAGCUCCACGGCGCUAAAGGAACUAAUACGGAGUCGGAGUGUGAAACGGGGCAGUUUCAGUGCAAGAACGGACGUUGCAUCCCAACCCUGUGGAGGUGUGACGACGACGACGAUUGUUCAGACAGCAGCGACGAGGAGAACUGUCCAAAGAAGACAUGUGCCACCACGGACUUUGCCUGUAGGAACGGGCAGUGUGUCCCCGGCAGGUGGCGCUGUGAUGGAGAACCCGAAUGUGCAGACGGGUCAGACGAGGCUGAUGCAAUCUGCAGCCGACAGACCUGUCCACCGGAGAAGUUUGAUUGCGGCGGGGCUGCCAGCAAAUGUGUUUCGUUGUCAUGGCGAUGCGACGGAGAGAGGGACUGUGAGAACGGGGCGGAUGAGGACCAGUGCGCUGCAGAUGCCAGGGCCUGCCCCUCCAAAGACUUCCAGUGUCGCAACGGGAAAUGUAUGGCGCCGAUCUUCGUGUGCGACGGCGACGACGACUGCGGGGACGCCAGCGACGAGGUGAAGUGCUCGGCGCCCGCCUGCGGCCAGCACGAGUUCCGCUGCAACGACUCGGAGUGCAUCCCGGCCCUGUGGAGCUGCGACGGCGACCCGGACUGCAAGGACAAGUCGGACGAGUCCAUGGAGCGCUGCAGUCGGAGGACGGAGCCCCAGAGGCCCCGCUGCCCGGCGGGCGAGUUCCAGUGUGGCAGCGGGGAGUGUGUCCACACCAACUGGAAGUGUGAUGGAGACGCCGACUGCAAGGACAAAUCGGACGAAGCCGACUGUCCCCUGCUUACAUGCCGACCUGAUGAGUUCCAGUGUGGCGAUGGGUCCUGUAUUCACGGCACGAUGCAGUGCAACAAGGUUCACGACUGUCCGGACUACAGCGAUGAAGCCGGCUGCGUCAACGUUACAAAGUGUGACGGGUCAAGGAAGUUUCGCUGUAAGAACGGGGAGUGUAUUGACAGCAGCAAGGUGUGUGACAACGUGAAGGACUGCAAGGACUGGUCUGAUGAACCCAUGAAGGAGUGUGGCCUCAACGAGUGUGUGGACAACAAUGGCGGCUGCUCCCACAUCUGCAAGGACCGCAGGAUUGGUUACGAGUGUGACUGCCCCUCUGGGUACCAACUCCUGGAUAAAAAGACGUGUGGAGACAUCGAUGAAUGCGAGAACCCAGAUGCCUGCAGUCAGAUCUGCAUCAACUACAAAGGCGAUUACAAGUGCGAAUGCUACGAAGGCUACGAGAUGGACCCUGCCUCCAAGACCUGCAAGGCCGUGGGAAAGAGUCCGUACCUGAUGUUCACCAACCGCCACGAGAUCCGUCGCAUUGACCUGCUGAAGAGUGAAUACACACAGGUGGUUCCCACGCUGAAGAACGCGGUGGCCCUGGAUGUGGACGUGUCCACCAACAAGAUGUUCUGGUGUGAUCUCUAUCAUCGUAAAAUAUACAGUGCUUACAUCAACAAGGCCGGUGACUCGUCACAGCACCUGACUCUUAUCGACUCGCUCCUCUCCCCCGAGGGCCUGGCCGUCGACUGGGUCCACAAGAACAUCUACUGGACCGACUCUGGCAACAAAAGCAUCUCUGUUGCCACGGGAGACGGCAGGAAGAGGAAAGUGCUGAUAGCCACUGAGUUGAGCGAGCCGCGGGCCAUCGCUGUCGAUCCCCACCAAGGGUUCAUGUACUGGUCCGACUGGGGAGGUCAGGCAAAGAUUGAGAAGUCUGGUAUGAAUGGAGUGGACCGACAAGUUCUAGUGUCCGAACACAUCGAGUGGCCCAAUGGAAUCACUCUGGACUUGUCUAACAGGCGUCUCUACUGGGUGGACUCCAAGCUGCACCUGCUGUCCAGUGUGGAUCUGAAUGGGGACAACCGCAAAGUUCUGCUGUCCUCCCACCAGCACCUGGGACACCCCUUCGCCCUCAGCGUGUUCGAGGAUCGCGUAUAUUGGACAGACUUGGAGGACGAAGCGAUAUACAGCGCAAACCGGCUGACGGGACACGACGUGGCGAAGGUGGCCGAGCACCUCAACAACCCCCUGGACCUGGUCGUGUUCCAUGAACAGAGGCAGCCUAAAGCUCCGGACACCUGCAACAUGGGAAGCCUGCCCAACGGUGGCUGUGAAUACCUCUGUCUGAAGGCGCCGCAGAUCACAGACCACUCUCCCAAAUACACCUGUGCCUGUCCCGACCGCAUGGAGCUGGGACCCGACAUGAGGCGCUGUGCUAUGGUUCGACCCAGGGCAACCACAACAGCCACCACCAUCCCAACCACUACUCCCACUCCAACCACAGCAACAAGCACUACAAGCAGCACAAUGGUUACCGCCACCACGACCCCCCCGCCCACCACCACCACCACCACGACGAGCUCCACCACGAGUUCUGCCGCCACGACACCCAGGCCCACAAGCAGACGCCCGGCGACACAUUCUGCCCCCAAGACGCCCAGGAGGACCUCCACAGAGCGGCCUCGGACCCCCGCCGCCACGACGACAGGGACGACGAGCGUCAGCGGCACGCGUCGGGCGUCCACAUCCACACGCACCCCCCUGCUGCUGGGCCCGGUGGCCUCCAACGGCAUUCAACGAGAGAGCAACGCCAACCUCUCCCACAGAGGUAAGGAGGAUGCUGCCAGUGAUCACUACCUCAUAGGUAACAACAUCACUGUAGCUGUCCUGGGGAUAGUCAUUCCUAUUGUCCCUAUCCUUGCCACAGUGGUCAUCGGCCUGCUCUGCACCGGCGGCUACCUGGUGUGGCGCAACUGGCGGCGCAAGAACACCAAGAGCAUGAACUUCGACAACCCGGUCUACCGCAAGACCACGGAGGACGACGACGACGAGAUCCACAUCGGGCGACACAGCGAGUCCGUCGGUCACGUGUAUCCAGCACGCGUGGCACUCAGUCUGGAGGAUGAUGGCUAUCCCUGAGGGGGGGGGGGAAGCAGCCUACCCCCCCCCCCAUCCCCAUCCUGGCCCCUCCUCUCACUACAGCCGGAAGGAUCCCUCCUUUUACAGGAGCGGGGAUGGCAUGUACAUCUUGUAAAUCCCCCUCUCUCUCCUAUUUUCUCCACUGGAGUAACAAUACUACCACUACUAUCCAGUACUACUUCCCUUAGUGCUAGUUUUUAGUAGCCUUCUGUUUUAUCUGCCUCUAGUUAGAUGUAGUGGUGUGUGAAAUGCUGCUUGAUGAAUUUGUUCAAACUAACCUCAUUUGGUUGCCUCGGUGCACGUUGUGAACAAAAGGCCGGGGGGGAACCGGCAUGUAUUAUUUUUAAUUAUUAAUAUUGUGAUGUUUUUAUUUGUGUGCGUUAGCUGCUGGAAAAAAAUGUUGUCAGAGCCUCUCGGUGCUACAUCAAUACCGGCACAUUUGUUCAACUUUGCAAGGACUCACAGUUUCAGGCAAGGAAGUUAUUUCUCAUUCAUAGUUUUCUCAGCAUCAACGUUGAGUUGACGCAGCAGACAUCCCAUUUUACACCAGUCUCUCAUACUCCACUCUGUGACACAUUAUGCAGUGGGACGGCAAAUCUAAAUAUAGGAGAGGAGACAGAAGAAAGCAAUGUGGUUCUCCGGGCGUUUGGAGGUAAUCUUGAGGUGAGCGAGUUUGUGAGGGUAGGGGUUUGUGCCCCCACAGGGUGAAGGAUCAUAGGUGCUAUCAGGUGUUCUGUAAAGCCGAGAAUCGAUCUGGGACUCAAACCAGCUCCCGACUUUUUGUUUAUUUUGCUCCCGUGAAUGUUUUGGAGGUAAAUCUAGCGUCACAAAAAAUGAUCCAGGGAAAGGGUCACAAUGUGAAUGGUGCUUUGAGGUACAGAAUGAUAUGGCUUUCAACUAUGGAUGCACUAAUCCAACUGUCUUGCUAUUGAUAGAUAUUCCUUGGUUUUAGGUCAAAUCGAAGAGCAUUUUUAGUAGUAAUACUGCAUUUCUCGCACGCUAGACAGUAGCUCCAAAAACAACACUGGACAACUUCUCCACGAUGAUCAUGCCCAGCUCCAGUAGCCUCACAGCACUGCAUUUACCCAGAUAACUUAUUGGACUGUUAACAAGGUGUCAGUGUGUCUCCUGGAUCUGGAGGCUUGUGGUUAAAGGCCUUGUUUUGUGAGAUGAGUAACACACCGGAGCCGACUGAGCCGAGCACUGAUUGGAUAUGAAGGAUACAGAGUGGGUCUUCCAUUGGCUGCAGACAAGCUUCCAGCCCAUUGAAUCAGGUGGAUUUUUUUCUACUAUCGCAGUAAUUUCAAAUACUGCAAAGAAGGAGUAAAUUUAUGGAAUGUUAAUAUGAUAGCUAGUAGUUAUGGCGAAAUAACCACUCUCCUCUUCUGGAUUUCAUUUAGUUCAAUCUUCUUAAAAUUGUUAGGCGCACUUAUACGGCAUUAUAUAAGGUAUAGAAGUUACCUGAAACACUGGUCUUCCAUUUCCAGAACAAACACCUUGAAACGAUGCGUAUCGGCUGAGGUGAGCUAACAAAUACUUUUCUUCAUCUCGUCCUCAGUCUUAUUUCAGUAAACAAAAACCAGCGUAGAAUGCAACUCUUGACGUCUUCCAACUCACCGGGUUGUACCAAGCAAAUGUAUUUGUCUUACCAUAGAGACAGGUGGUGCAAACAGUUGAUCAGCGGUAGUUGUUAUUCAUGGUUCUGACUGGACAUGUUUGCAGAGUGUAGAUUUCUCGGGGUAACCACAGGGGAGGAGGCGGGGAGAAAGACCAAACCGUCCUGUAUGCAAACAGGUUUGUGAGCUCGGAAGAUGAAUAGUGGGCCAUUUAUUUCUCCCGGGUUGCAGCUGCAUUCUGCCACUCGUUUCCCUUUUGCUCUCUUCUCAGAUUAUGAUGCACAGAGGGGGGAUUUGUAUGUGAAGUAUGAGACAAGUGGCGUUCUAGAAAGGUAAAUUAUAGUCCUCUCCAGCGCUACACCCCCCUCUGUCAAUCUAAUGAAGGAGGGUUGAGCACAAGAGGAGGCUGUCUCCCUUUAUGAAGCCUAAUGAAAUAUAUUUGACUGCUUUGCAGGGGAUGCUAUUUCAGCCCAAUGUAGGAUUGAUAUAAAGGAAACCGUUAAAAUCGACACAGCUGCAUAUUGGUAUUAACUGUCUUCAUAUUUCAAUAUUUUCUGAGGGUUACGAUGGCUGUGGGAACUGUUUAUUAAUCCAAAUUUCCUAUUUUUGUUUAAUAAAAAAAAAAAAAAGAUCAAAUUACGAUGACGUAAGAUGCCCUGAAAAUACCUUUUGUGAAUUUUAGAUUAAAAUAGAUCACGGGCCUGCUGCUGUUUCGGCCCCUGAGCUGAGCCCUCAUGUCCAUGUGUGCUGCAGGUCUGAUGGAGUUCCAAACGGAGGGUUUGCACUUUGUGGAAGCAAUUGCUUAUUUAUUGAGGCGACUGCCCGUGGCGUCGUGGGAAAGUUAUUACGGCUACAGUGUGAAGACAGAUUGGCUGGUCCACUUGGUGGCCACCUUGAGGGCGGGCGGCUGUUUCCACAGAAGGAUGCUGAUAGCGUCCACUGUGGGGAAUUUUGUCAAUUAUCAUUUAGUAAGUGGGGAUUGAAGAAGAGUUGUUUGUGACAAUAUGCUAUCUGGACAUUCUUGAUCAAUACUUUAAGGUGCCGUUUAUGAACUAAUCAAUGUCCUAAUGGCAGCAUAAUUGUAGUUUACUACUGGUUGGCUUGAUGAACACUAGAUUGAAGUUCAGAGGAUCAAGUUGAGCACUCUCACUUUUGUUGAACAAUGAAUUAUGUGUUUGUCUAUGUUCAUAUUCUGAGGUAACAUUCCUAUGUGGUUUUUGGCUGAUUAAUUUAUAUAUUUAACUCCUGCACUCCAGUAUUGUGUUAUUGCUAUUAUAGAACUACGGUAACUUAUCUGCUGUGGUAAACAUCCAUUACAAGGUUGCAUCUGGUUAAUUUCACGGGAACAAUGUUACAUUAUUGGCUGAUCUUAGCCAAUCCUAACAGCCGUGAUAACCCAUAAUCCAAUAUAGCGUAAUUGCAUGCUGUAAUUAUAGUGUUCCUGUUUCGCACUCCCUGCUAUCAAGCGUACCGUUGCCUUUCCUCUCUGUGAUCUUCCACUCGACAGAGAAUUUGACCAAUAACGCACUGACUGCUUUAACAUCACUGGCCUCCCCUCCACCCACUUUAA
Messenger RNA from Pungitius pungitius (ninespine stickleback), 6350 nucleotides. It is a transcript of the gene lrp8, whose product is annotated as low density lipoprotein receptor-related protein 8, apolipoprotein e receptor. The transcript is spliced from 19 exons. The record is from RefSeq and is a predicted model, not a curated record. Gene Ontology annotation, cellular component: plasma membrane; caveola. Bases 204 to 3164 code for a protein of 986 amino acids. Gene Ontology annotation, molecular function: calcium ion binding; protein binding. Lineage: Eukaryota; Metazoa; Chordata; Actinopteri; Perciformes; Gasterosteidae. Gene Ontology annotation, biological process: ventral spinal cord development.